Molecule: messenger RNA, 1974 nt
Organism: Ornithodoros turicata
Lineage: Eukaryota; Metazoa; Arthropoda; Arachnida; Ixodida; Argasidae
Gene: Afti
Product: aftiphilin-like
Exons: 7
Coding region: 152-1555 (467 amino acids)
Biological process (GO): intracellular transport
Cellular component (GO): AP-1 adaptor complex; trans-Golgi network membrane
Molecular function (GO): clathrin binding
Source: RefSeq, a predicted model, not a curated record
UAACGUUUUCCAAACUUGUCUUCGUUCGCUCAGGUUAUAAUAGUUUGUUACACCACAAUGUGUUUCAAGUUAAAGAGCUCAGAAAAACAUUUUGCAGAAUCCAGACAGAAUAGCAGGUAAAGAGCAAGGAAUGCGUGGCUAGACCUGUGGCAUGUCUGCCAGGCCUUUGACGCCUGACCCACCGAGCACUCAAGAUGACUAUGAUGAUGACUUUGGAGAUUUUGAAGCCACACCUCUUCGUGUUUGCCCACCGGACUCUGAUGAAAGUGUUGUGACAGAACCUGUUAAAUUCUCUAAGACAAAUGUGAAUAACAGCAGUAGUUCAGAUGGUACUGUGCAUACGAGCUGUGUGGCUGCGUCCUGUACGACUGGCAGUGAUUGUAUGCAGAGCAUUGACACUAUUUGUGCCUGUUCAAAGCCAGCUCAGGGUGACAGCACUAGCCAGGACUCCGGUCUGUGCACAUGCAGUCAGUCUUCGUUGUCUUUAGCAAAUUCUGUUCCUCCUGUUGGUGGUUCAUCACCUAAUGAGGCUCCAGACAUGGAAGAUGAAGAAGGGAAGUUUUCUCCAUCAAUACCUCAGAGGGAAGAUAGUUUUGAUGACUUUCAACAUGCCGGUGAAUGUGGUACAGUCUGCCAGGAAACCUUGCUACCUGUACUGCAUGAGGACAGUGAUGAUGAUGGAUUUGCCGAUUUUGAGUGUGCGGAAGCAGGCAGUGAGUUUGCAGACUUUUCGGCAGCAUUUCAAGAGGUUCCUGAGGGUGAAGAUAAGGGCGAAUGGGCCACAUUUGCUGCAAAUGAAGAGUCAGUGGAGACAUCUCCAGUUGUUGUCGACACUCAUCUCGAAGACUGCAGCACAGAAACAUUGGUGUGUAGAGCAUUUCCAGCUUCUGUACCAAUCAGAGAGGCCAACCUUUCAACAGAUACUGAUGUCAAGUCAUUGGAAGAGCACGAGGCACACAAAAGGUUGUGGGAGGACCUGCAGGACUUGGAUCAUGCCCCAUCACUUCGACAUCAAUGGGGGACAUCAUUGUCCUGCCAAUAUCUACUCAGGAGCCUCAACAUAGAUUCCAGGAAUAUUCUGCGCAAUCCUUCGGUGCCUCUCUUUGCAAUGCACUUGGGGAUGCUGGAGCCCCAGCGGGGGGACUCAGCUGCUGGGGGGACUUGCAUUGACUGUCCCCCGAGCCCCCCUUCUCACCAGGAGAGCAUUCCACCAGCACAAUUUGACUGGAGGUCAAGUGGUCUGGAGAACCCAUUAGAGCAGCCCUCUUCUUCCUCCCUGUUAGACCUGGAGUUCCUGUCAAGCCUCAGCCCUUCGGCAUCAACCCCACUCCGGACUUCCAGUCUUGAAGAAGAGUUCCUAAGUGAUUCUCCUGUGACUGUCAACGGUCCCAAGCUCCCCCCUCAGCUUCAGCAGCUUCUGGAAAGCAAGGCAUCGAAUAUGAGCACUAUGGGCCGGCCCACAGAACUGAGUACUGAGGCAAGACGUCUACUCGACCAGUUGCCAGAUUUAUCCUUCAUGAGGGCCACUGUUCUCAUGUUUCCUGUGCACCUGUGAUCAUCUUGUUGCUAACUGUAUUGGCUCUCAUUUUGGAUUGCUGUUUUCUUUUAGCUGUUGAAACAUCAUUAGAACUACUUCUCUGGGUCUGGAGCAGACCUGGUGUCAUUUUGUCUUUCUUCAUUGAGCAUAGGUGCAAUAAAUAUCAGCAACCCAAAUAAGAGCAGAAUGGCACAAAUUAUUCCAAAUUUGGCAUUACAUCAGAUGAACAGUUUUUCCUUCAGCUGACUGACUUAGUGGCUGUUUUAGUUGCCUUGGCUGUGCCAUUUUUAUGAACAUUCAAGUAGCCAGAACACAGAUGCCUAUUUCAGUUAUUUUCCUGUACCAGGCUUCUUGAAGGAGCACUUGUGGUGUGCCCCUAUGUUGACAGUGACAUAUUCUACAGCAAAUAAAAUGAGCUCCUGCGGCAACAAUGAGCA